AUGGAGAAACAGCCUCACCCAACUCCUCCGUCUUUAGCAACUCGCAAGGCAAUAUCAAAAGUGAAGCCGAAAAUUCGCAUAAUUCAUAUAUUUGCACCGGAGAUUAUCAAGACCGAUGCAGCAAAUUUCAGAGAACUGGUGCAAAGGCUCACAGGAAAGCCCACAGAUUCAAAGAAAAAACCGAAAAUUUCGAGCAACAAGCAAAUGGAAGCAGCCAUGACAAGUGGAUUUGAUGCGUCUGCAAGGUUUGUAGAGAGGAUAAAGGGAGAAGAAGAAGAGAUAUGGAGAGGUGCAAAUUCUGGAGGGGGUUUCUUGAAUGGUUUUGCUGAAUUUGAUGAUGGAUCAUUCAUGCAAGAGAUUAAUCAGUUUCCUUCUUGGCAACUUGCUUAA
This is a messenger RNA of Fraxinus pennsylvanica, 390 nucleotides long. The record is from the annotation of a GenBank genome assembly. NCBI's taxonomy places the organism in Eukaryota, Viridiplantae, Streptophyta, Magnoliopsida, Lamiales, Oleaceae.